AUGCCAAAUCAAGUUCUUAUUUCGAUUAAACAACGAUGGCGUUUAAUAGCUCUUAUACUCAUACCGUUAAUUCUUCUUCCAUUGCCUAUUAUUAUUAAAAAUUCACAAGCAAGAUGUGGUUAUAUUGUACUUAUUCUUUCUCUGUAUUGGAUAUUUGAAGUAAUACCAUUACCAGUUACAUCUUUAUUACCACUCAUAUUUUUUCCAAUGGCUGGUGUUUUAAAGGCUGAAGAGGUGGCACCAUUGUAUUUCAGAGAUAUAAUCGCACUUUUCUUUGGUAGUCUGGCAUUUGCUCAUGCUGUAGAAUCAGUUAAUCUACAUCGACGUAUUGCACUGUUCGUAUUGCGUCAUGUUGGUACGUCGACGAAAUGGGCUUUGGGUGGUUUGAUGGCAGUAACGGCAUUUCUUUCUAUGUGGAUUAAUAAUUCAGCAGCAGCAUCAAUUAUGUUACCUGUAUCAUUAGCUAUUAUUAAUGAACUUGAACGUCACGGAAAAGAUUAUUCUGAUAAAAAGCGAAUCAUCAAACAAACAACGUCCAUUGUACAUGAAGUCCUUGAAUUAAAUGAAACGGAAAUACAAAAUGGAGAUACAAUAAAAGAAGUUAUUCUCGAUGCAUCUCAAAUAGAAGAACAAAAAACCGAAGUUUAUGUUGAAGUAAAACAACGUUUUCGACUACCAUGGCAAAGACAAGCACAAUCGAAAGUUGAUGAAUCACAUGAAAAAAAAUAUGAAGACUUAAGAAAAGGUUUUCUUCUUGCUACAGCUUAUUCAGCAACUAUUGGCGGUUUAGCAAGUCUUGUUGGUACAGGACCAAAUAUUUUUGUCAAAGGUUUUGUCGACAGAUUAUUUAAAUGUCGAACUGGUCCUGAGGAUCGUGAAGCGCUAGCUGAUUUAAAAGCCAUGUUAAUUAGACAAUAUAGGGAUCUGGGAAAACCAAAGUGGAGUGAAUAUACUGUUGGAAUUAUUUUUAUUAUUAUGAUUAUUUUAUGGGUGACCAGAGAAUUUGGUGAAACACACGGAUGGAAUAUUCUAUUCAAAGAAGACUAUACAAGUGAUAGUACAGUUGCAGUAUUUUGUGGUUUACUUCCAUUAAUAUUACCUAAUUCGAAUCCUUUUCAAAGAAAUUGGAAAUACGAACCAAUUGUCCAAUGGAAUGUUUUAGUAAAAAAUAUAUCAUGGGGUGUUAUAUUUCUACUUGGUGCUGGUCUUUCUGUUGCAUUAGCUUUCACUACUUCAAAAUUAUCAGACAGUGUUGCACAAGCACUUCGAUUUUUAGAUGGCAUACCACGUGCUGCUGUUAUUGUCUUAGUUAUUGUUAUUAGUGGUCUUUUUACUGAAGUAACAUCAAAUUUAAGUACAUCAAGUAUUUUUUUGCCCGUACUUGAUUCUGUGGCACGUUCAUCUUUUAUUCACCCCGCUUUUCUUAUUCUUCCAUGUACUUUAGCUGUAUCUCUUGCUUUUAUGUUACCUAUUGCCACACCACCAAAUGCAAUUAUUUUUGGUUCUGGUUGUGUCCGAGUAAUUGAUAUGAUCAAAACUGGUAUUGUAAUGAAUAUUAUUGGUUUCCUUGUUGUAUUUCUUGCUGCAACAACUUGGAUGCCAAAAAUUUAUGGUCUUGAUGAUCGAGCAACAGAGAUUUUUUUCAGUUUUAAUAGAACUACAACUCCAGGACUGUAA
Rotaria sordida is the source of this 1677-nucleotide messenger RNA. Lineage: Eukaryota; Metazoa; Rotifera; Eurotatoria; Philodinida; Philodinidae. The record is from the annotation of a GenBank genome assembly.